AUGCCUACACUCAGUGUAUAUAUGCCGUACACUAGUGUGAACUCUACACAGUCUUCCCUUAGCUCUGGUCAAGUGUUGAUCAGAAAAUUUAAUUCAAUUGAAGACGUGAUAAAAGAUGGCAGAAAUCAGAUGAAGACUAUUAUGAAGGAAAACUCAAUUCCAGGAACUGUAAUUGGGUUUAGUAUUAACGGCACAAAUGUGUGGACCGAAGGGUUUGGUUAUACGGAUGUCGAGAACGAUGUCAUCACUCAUAAGGACUCGAUCUGGCGUUUGGCCAGUAUUUCAAAACCUUUGACUUCAGCACUGAUUGGACGGCUUAUGGACAAGAAAUUGAUUGAUCUCAACCACGAUAUCCACACAUAUUUGUCACCGGAUUUCUAUCCUUAUAAAACAUUUAAUGGAUCGGCAGUUAAUAUAACGGUUCGUGAAGUGAUGUCACAUAUGGCUGGACUUCAUUUCAGUAAUUUUCCCGAAGAUUUUGUUCAUGUCUUUCGAGCCGUAAAUGUGAGCCAAACUAUUGCACAAUUUAAAGACGAGAAGUUGCUAUCAAAACCUAACACCAAAUGGAGUUAUUCAAACUAUGGCUACCAAAUGGUCGGCGCUAUCAUUGAAGCCGUGCUUAACAGCACUUAUGAUAAAGAAAUUGAGAAAAUGUUUCGACAAUUAAAUAUGAAUUCAACUUUUGUUGAGAAAAGGGAAGCAAUUUAUAAACACAGACCACAGUAUUAUACGAAUACAACUAAAUUAGAAAAAUCAGAUAUUGUUGACGAGUUGGUCACAUAUGAAGGCAAUUGGCCGGCAGGCGGUAUAAUAGCAACAGCCAGUGAUCUGUUAAGGUUUGGAAAUGCAAUGAUAUCUGCAAAUAAUGGCAAACAAAAAGAUUUCUUAAGCAAAGAAACAGUGAAAGAGUUGUGGACUCCGGAGACUAUCGGCAAAAUUAAACCCAUAGAAUUGGGGAAAGAUGAUUAUGCUAAAGGAUGGUUCGUAACAAAUAUUCCCGAAUCAGAUCCAUAUCCUUAUAAGACAAUUAUCUUACACUCGGGAGGACUCUCUGGCACUUCAACAUGGCUUAUACUGUUUCCUAAACAAAAUAUAGUGGGCGUUGCCUUCGCUAAUAGGGGCGUGACUUACGAUGGCAGAAAUCAGAUGAAAGAAAUGAUGGAAAAGCAGUCAAUUCCCGGAACUGUUAUUGGGUUUAGUAUUAACGGCACAAAUGUGUGGACCGAAGGGUUUGGUUAUACGGAUGUCGAGAACGAUGUCACCACUCAUAAGGACUCCGUUUGGCGUUUGUGUAGUAUUUCUAAAUCCUUGACUUCAGCACUGAUUGGACGGCUUAUGGACAAGAAGUUGAUUGAUCUCAACCACGAUAUCCACACAUAUUUGUCACCGGAUUUCUAUCCCUAUAAGACAUUCAACGGAUCGGCGGUUAAUAUAACGGUUCGGGAAGUAAUGGCACAUUUGGCUGGUCUUGGAGAUGUAAAAUUUUUAAGUGAGAAAACAGUGAAAGAGUUGUGGACUCCGGAGACUAUCGGCAAAAUUAAACCCAAAGAUUGGAUCCAACACUUGGGUCCUUUUGAAUAUGCCAAAGCGUGGUUUAUUAAGACUAUCGCUGAAUCGGAUCCCUAUCCAUAUAAGACAAUAAUGUGGCAUGGUGGCAAUCUGGACGGCGUUACCACAAUGCUUUUAUUGUUUCCCAAACAGAAUAUAGUGGGCGUUGUAUUCACUAAUAAAGAGCUAAGGGAAGACUGUGUAGAGUUCACACUAGUGUACGGCAUAUAUACACUGAGUGUAGGCAUAGUGUAUGGUCCGCAGGACUGGGCGGUGGUUAUGCAACCACUGUAG
Medioppia subpectinata is the source of this 1842-nucleotide messenger RNA. The record is from the annotation of a GenBank genome assembly. NCBI's taxonomy places the organism in Eukaryota, Metazoa, Arthropoda, Arachnida, Sarcoptiformes, Oppiidae.